Molecule: messenger RNA, 1350 nt
Organism: Cucurbitaria berberidis CBS 394.84
Lineage: Eukaryota; Fungi; Ascomycota; Dothideomycetes; Pleosporales; Cucurbitariaceae
Product: glycoside hydrolase family 16 protein
Exons: 3
Coding region: 1-1350 (449 amino acids)
Biological process (GO): carbohydrate metabolic process; fungal-type cell wall organization
Cellular component (GO): fungal-type cell wall
Molecular function (GO): hydrolase activity, hydrolyzing O-glycosyl compounds; glycosyltransferase activity
Source: RefSeq, a predicted model, not a curated record
AUGGUUCGAGGCGCACUCUCCGCCGUGCUCGUCGCGGCAGCCUUUGCCGGCACGGCCUUUGCUGGGGCCAAGUGCUCAACUACCCAGAAGUGUCCCGAAGACACACCUUGCUGCUCUCUAUAUGGCGACUGCGGUGUCGGUGCUUUCUGCCUCGGUGGCUGCAACCCGCUCCAGUCGCAUAAGUUCGAGUCGUGCGUUCCCAAUCCCGUCUGCAAGGGCGGCAAAUACGCUCUCGAUUCGCUCGACGAUGUCAAGACCAUCGACAAGUACCUCGGCGACCCCUCCAAGACCAACUGGCAGUCGCAGGGCCUGCCCGCCAUCUACACGGAUCCCAACGGUGGACAGAAGUCGACCCUCUUGACCCUGUCGCAAGGCACAAGUGGAACGCUGCUGGCCUCCACAUUCUACGUUUGGUACGGCAAGAUCUGCGCUAGGUUGUCAACUGCCCAAGGCAAGGGUGUCGUUACUGCCUUUAUUCUCAUGUCCGACGUCAAGGACGAAAUUGAUUUCGAGUUUAUUGGUGCCAGCAUCAACCAGGGCCUGUCCAACUUCUACUCGCAGGGUGUCACAGUCUACACAAACGGCAAGAACCUGACCGUCGACGGCCCAAGUACCCUUGAAAUGCACGACUACUGCGUCGACUGGAAACAAGACGACCUCACCUGGUACAUUGAUGGAAAGGAGUCGCGCAAACUUGAGCGCAAGGAUACCUGGAACGCUACAUCCGGUCGCUUCGACUACCCGCAAACCCCCUCGCGCGUCAUGCUGUCGCUCUGGCCCGCUGGUCUUCCUACCAAUGCCAAGGGCACUGUCGACUGGGCCGGCGGAGAAAUCGACUGGAACUCUCCCUACAUGCAGAACGGAUACUACUAUGCCCGCUUCCAGGAGGUUAACGUCGAGUGCUACGACCACCCCAAGGGAAUCCAAACCAAGGGCGACAAGUCGUACAAGUACACGGAUAGGGCGGCUACUAACAAUACCAUCGCCAUCGCCAACGACCUGGUUGUUCUCGGAUCCUUGAUGGGUACUGGCGAGAAGCCUGGCGAAGCCCCUAAGAGUGGAGACUCGAAGCCUACAGGCAACGUUGCCAUGGUACCUGGAGGCAACCCGGGAGGCGGCAACCGUGCCGAGCAAACGUCUGCAGGCCAGACGCAGCCUACAGACGCCAGCUCGCCUAACUCGCCCCAAUCUACCAAUGAGGUGGGCGGUGACUCGCAAACGACAUUCAACCAGGGUGGUGAUAAGCCCGCCGCCGCUGGUGCGGGAUCAGCGCUUGAGCCUGGUCUGGGCCGCAUCAGUGGUUCUGCGCUUGCCAUUGUCAUUGCCAUCAUGGGUCUCAUCACGCUAUGA